UGUUAUGUUUGGGUAACACAACCAAAAUUAAUACAAAGUUUUUUUUCUUUUUCCGUUAGGUAGUCUAAAUAUUUAUUCGGUUACGAUAGUCUUAAUAGUCAUGUUUAGUUAUAAGGGUAAACUUGUGCUGUGUUUGUGUUAUGGUGACGUACGCAUUUGAUUAAAGUAAUUUUGUUUUGUUCUAAUUGGUAUGCACUUGCCUCCAUUGAGGCUUAAUAUUUAGUGAGAAAUGAAGUUUAUAUUUUUUCUUUAAAAAGUAGUUAAUUUCUGGUAAAGAAAUCUGCUUGAAAUUGUGAUUAUGAUAGCAUAUUAAAUAGUUAAUUUCUGUAGUUCUAUGUGUUUUAAACUUGGCAAUAGGAAAAAAAAUUAAAAAGUUUUAAAAAAUGAAAGUAGGAAAAAAGAAAUGAUUUUUUGCUGAGAGGCCAUUGCAACUAUUUUAUUGUAUUAAUUAUUUUAUAGCUGGUUGUUUUAUUUUUUUAUGUCCAUCAAGAAUCAUUUGCUCCUAAUUGUAUGACUAUUUAUAGUAAGAACCCUAUAAGUUUCGGAAAAAGGCUUAUACAAAUGGCAUAAUCAAUGCAAAGGUUCUAGUUGGAUCGGAUGGCUAGGUUGAGACAUUGCCGUUGGUAAUAAUGUAUGAAGAAAGAAAUUAUCCAAAUUUACUGUAGGAGUGAGUGCAAUGGCCUGAUUCUGCUCUGAGUUUCAUGCAAUGAGAGCAGUACUUUCGGGGAUUGAUAAUCAUAAAGGAUGGGAACUGAGAGAAGUCUCUCUUUGAGUAACUGCUGCAUUAGUAGUUUGGCAUGUGUUGCUUUGGUAAACAUUUUAUAAUACUAGUGUUGAUCACUAACCUUAAAAAAGAGAAGUAUACAGGAAAAUCAGGCAGCAAAGAGAAUCUGUUUUUAGGCCAAUUCACCAGGGAUUAUGCUAUAGUUCUGGGUUCUCAAGAAACCGUCAUGGGAACAAGAUCUUAUCAAAAUCAUGCAGAGCUGCUGCUGAAGGAAUAUUUGCUUGAUGAUUCUUUUAUUCCAUACACUUCAAUUAUUGCUGGCAUUUUUGCUUGUAAGACGGUUUAUGAUCUUACCGAUUUGUUCAGUGCUGUUUACUUCAAGUGCUAUCCAAAACUUGCAAAUGUCCAACGAAUUGAGUGGAAUAACAGGGCUAUUUCCACUUUCCAUGCCAUUUUCAUAACAGUUAUAUCGUUGUACUUAGUCUUUGGCUCUGAUCUCUAUUCUGAUCAUUCUGCUGAUGUUAUUACAUUUCGAAGUUCUUCGUUGUCUGUAUUUGCAUUGGGGGUUUCUGUUGGUUACUUCAUUGCUGACAUUGGGAUGAUUAUCUGGUUUUAUCCUUCUUUAGGUGGAAUGGAAUAUGUUAUUCAUCAUCUUCUUUCCAUGGUAGCAGUGGCAUAUGCUAUGUUAACUAGUGAGGGCCAGCUUUACACCUUCAUCGUUCUUAUCUCAGAGACGACUACGCCGGGGAUCAAUUUAAGAUGGUACCUUGACACGGCCGGAAUGAAGAGGUCCAGAGCAUAUAUGAUAAAUGGGGUAGUGAUAUUCUUGGCUUGGCUGGUUGCAAGGAUACUCUUGUUUAUAUACCUUUUCUGCCACAUAUACUUGCAUUAUGAUCAGGUCAAGCAACUGCACGAGUUUGGGAUACUCUUGGUGCUAAUUGUACCAGCUAUGCUGUCUAUCAUGAACUUGAUGUGGUUUUGGAAGAUUAUCAAGGGAUUGAAAAAGACAUUAGCAAAGAGGCAGUAGCCUAAUAACACCACAGAUUGUAGCAAAAGAGGAAACUGGUAAAUAUCACCUGUACAUUCUGUUUAUCUUGUACGCAUCCGCGAUUGUGAAUUAUUUUUCAUAAUCUUAUAUAGCAACAAAAAUAGCUGCUUUUGGAUUUGCUUUCUACACCUUGAAUGUACUUUAUGUAUAGUAAACUACUGAUAAUAGUAAUUUAUACAUCUUUAGUAA
This is a messenger RNA of Ricinus communis (castor bean), 1961 nucleotides long. RefSeq names its product TLC domain-containing protein 4-B. The record is from RefSeq and is a predicted model, not a curated record. Gene Ontology annotation, cellular component: endoplasmic reticulum; membrane. Bases 798 to 1751 code for a protein of 317 amino acids. The transcript has 9 exons. Lineage: Eukaryota; Viridiplantae; Streptophyta; Magnoliopsida; Malpighiales; Euphorbiaceae. Gene Ontology annotation, biological process: lipid homeostasis.